UGCUCCCUGAGCCGUGAGUUCGGCUCUCUACCAGGAAAUUCCACAUUGAAGUAGCGCUCCCUUCCCGUCACGCUGCCCCGUGACAGCUGGGUGUGCUCAGGUCAAAGACCGCCGCUGUUUGAAAGAAAUGAUUUUGUGCUUAAUGGGAUGCGGAUCGUGAGGACAGGUGAAGGCCUUCCUUAAACUGUUCCCUUCUUUAUUCCUGACAUAAACAAUGACUGACUGUGAUUGACGACAACACCAUGGAGAUCCAGAAGAAGUUUUCUUCCUGUUGGGACAGGUUUUUGGGGUGUUUUAAAAAAGAGAGUGAGUCUGGAGACGCGACCGACGGCAGGGAGAAACCAACAGUCAUUGCGAACCCCGGCGCUACUGAAAAAGAACCGAACUUUCAAGCAAGAAGAAAUUUGCCGCCGCCGCCGCCGCAGCCAGCGUCCACAGCUGGGGAGUUUUAUAUCGCGCUGUAUGAUUACUCUGCCCGCACCGGGGAGGACCUCAGCUUCAACACCGGGGACACUUUAGAGGCCCUGGACAGAAGUGCCGGUGAUUGGUGGCUCGCAAAAGCCCUCACUGGUGUUUCAGCCUCCAAACAGGGAUACAUCCCCGCUAACUAUGUGGCGCCUGUGGAGAGCAUUGAUGCGGAACCAUGGUAUUUUCCCGAUACCAAGAGGCUGGAUGCGGAGAAGAUGCUGCUGGCUGGAGGGAACCAGCAAGGUGCCUUCCUCAUCAGAAACUGUGAAAGUCAGCAGGGAGAGCUCUCUCUCUCAGUGCUCGACAAUGGCAAGGUGAAGCAUUACAAGCUCAGAAAACUGGAUAAUGGUCACUACUUUGUGUCAAAGACCAAAUCCUUUCAAACACUGAAGGAUUUGGUUGAACAUUAUUCCAGACAGCCCGAUGGCCUCUGUGCAUGUCUGCGCGAGCCGUGCAAAAAGAUAGAGGUCCCACAGACUUAUGGUCUGUCCUACAACACAGUGGAUCAAUGGGAGAUCGAUCGCAACUCCAUCAGGCUUCUGAAGAAGCUGGGAGCGGGACAGUUUGGUGAGGUCUUUGAAGGCGUAUGGAAUGAAACCACAGCAGUUGCGGUGAAGACGCUCAAACAAGGCACCAUGGACCCUGACGACUUCCUGAGAGAGGCUCAGAUCAUGAAGAGGUUGCGGCAUCCCAAGCUCAUUCAGCUGUAUGCCGUUUGCACCUUGCAGGAGCCCAUCUACAUCAUCACAGAGCUGAUGAAGAACGGCAGCCUGCUGGAGUACCUUCAAAAGGAUAAAGGCAGAACACUGCGUAUCUCAGAUCAAAUCGAGAUGGCUGCGCAGGUGGCGUCAGGCAUGGCUUUCCUGGAGUUACAGAACUACAUCCACAGAGACCUGGCAGCCAGAAACGUCCUAGUGGGCGAGAACAACAUCUGCAAGGUGGCUGACUUUGGCCUCGCCAGGGUCUUCAUAAAAGAGAAUGAAAAUGUGUACGAAGCCAAAGAAGGAACUAAAUUCCCUGUGAAGUGGACCGCUCCAGAGGCCAUCAACGAUAACAGGUUCACUAUCAAAUCUGACAUUUGGUCCUUUGGAAUUUUGCUCUUUGAAAUUGUGACUUUUGGCCAGAUGCCGUAUCCAGCCAUGACAAACUUCCAGGUGGUCCAGAAACUGGGUGAGGGCUACAGGAUGCCGUGCCCCGCCAACUGCCCCAAAGUCUUAUAUGACAUUAUGAAGGACUGCUGGAAGGAAAAUGAACAGGACCGGCCCACAUUCGAGACUCUGCAGUGGAAGCUGGAGGACUACUUUGAACAGGAUGUGACGUCCUAUGAUGAUGCCACUCGCUAUUAGCACAAUGACUAGGCUAUGAUCUUAGAAAAAAAACUAAAAAGAAAAAGUCUGUGUACACAAAAUCACUUGAAUCCAAACAUGAAUACAAUGACAUGCAGUGACACAUUCAAAUGCCAUUUAAAACUCCACUUAGAACAGUGAAAUUAGGGUCUACAAUGGAGAAAGCAGAAUGCAGUUGUAACAGCACUCCUGCUCUUGGACUAAUGAACACUCUUUCAGAGAUGCAGAAACAUGUCUAACUUAAUUCCUGCAGAACACUUCCACUCUCGCACCAACUGGUUCUGCUUGUUUCAAGCAUAGCAAACAUUCUUUCCACUGAUGACUAGCUAGUGGUAAAAUAUCCAUUGCCUUGAGGGAUCAAUGAGUUACGGUGACUUAGAAGCUCAAUCUGCUUCAGUCCUGUUGUCUUGGAGUGAGUAGCAGGCGCUGUCAUUUUAUCUCAUUCAUUGCUGCUGUUGGGGUCCAAGGACAGCAGCCAAAGCUGGGGCCACUAAUAAGAGUUAUCAAAUAUUGAUGAGCCAUCAAAGAAAAACACAUUUCCAAAAUAAGCAAUACUAGCAGAACUAAAUACACAUCUUAAUACACUGGCUGUGACUCUUCUUAUACUGCGCUGCAUUUAACCAUUAGAAAGAGUCACAUGUGGCCACAUUGGCUGUUGUUCCAUAAAAGUUCACAGUGAAAGCACAAGGACCCCCCCCCCCCCCCCCCCCCAAAAAAAAGAAGUACUGUGAAUUUAAAGUUUUGAACAGCCCAUUAGCAUGACAUAUUUUUUUUCAUUUGUCAGCAUUAAAUAUUUGCAUGAAUAUUUUGUUUGUACCUAAGUCACAGCAUCCUCACACCUGUCUGCUGUCACGCUUCUGCUCAUGCGUUUUACUUCAGUCUGAUGCUCUGACUGAAUUCUGUCCAGGCUGCUCUCAGAUCUGUGGGUUUUUCUGACUAAAUGGAACUGCAACAGUGAAGAAAUCAGUUUCUUAAUGCAUUUACUAAACUGGUGUUUUAGCUCAUACUGAUUUUUUUAUGUGUCUGUGUUUUUAUAUAUCAGUAUCAUGCACAAGUUCCUGUUAAUUGUACAUUGUAAUCUUGACAGUGUUUAUAAUCAUUUUGUAUUUUAACUGAAUUAUUCU
Archocentrus centrarchus (flier cichlid) is the source of this 2938-nucleotide messenger RNA. RefSeq names its product fyn-related Src family tyrosine kinase (gene frk). The transcript is spliced from 8 exons. Gene Ontology annotation, molecular function: ATP binding; protein binding; protein tyrosine kinase activity. The record is from RefSeq and is a predicted model, not a curated record. The coding region runs from base 243 to 1814 and encodes 523 amino acids. NCBI's taxonomy places the organism in Eukaryota, Metazoa, Chordata, Actinopteri, Cichliformes, Cichlidae. Gene Ontology annotation, biological process: protein phosphorylation.